AACGCAAAAAAAAUUGCCUGUUAUUAAACACUGAACUCUAUUGUUGGACUUAUAUUUAAAAAAAAAAAAUGUGGUUUUGGAUUUGUUUUUUGUUAGGACAGUUCUUUUGUGGACAAGCUCAGACAAUUGAAUUAAAGAUCGAAGGAGGAAAAAUAUUAGGAAGAACUGAUUUAACCGAAGGACUACAAAUGGAAUAUUAUGCUUUUCAAGGAAUUCCCUAUGCUGAACCACCCAAAAGAUUUGAAUUGGCUAUACUAAAGAAACGAUGGUCUGAUAUCCUAAAUUGUACUUUCGAUAGAACAGAAUGUGUUCAAACUGGUAAUGGUGCGGUAGGAUCUGAAGACUGUUUGUUUUUAAGUGUCUAUACACGUAAGCUUACUAGUAAAAGCCCAGUGCUUGUCUGGAUACAUGGGGGAGGAUUUGAAAUAGGCAGUGGUUCUUACAAAUCAAAUGGUCCUGAUUAUUUCUUAGAUGAAGAUUUGGUGGUUGUAUUCAUACAAUACCGCUUGGGAAUUUUUGGUUUUAUGAGUACAGGCGAUCUGGCCUGUCCCGGAAAUCUAGGACUUAAAGAUCAAAAUUUAGCACUUCAAUGGGUACAAAGGAACGUACGUUAUUUUGGAGGUGAUCCUGAUAAUGUUUCUAUUAUGGGACAAAGUGCUGGUGCAGCCUCUGUCGCGAUGCAUUUGAAUUCGCCAAAAUCUAAAGGUUUAUUUAAAAGAGCAAUAAUGAACAGUGGAGUAUCCAUUUGCUCCUGGUCAUUGAAUAGAAGAGCCCGCCAAACAGCUUUCGCCGUAGGAGCUACACUUGGAAUUUUAACAACAAACUCCACAAUUCUAUUAAACGAACUGAAGAAGGUGGAUUAUCGACGUCUUCAAGAUCAUUCAUAUUUUGUGUCAUAUGCGGUCGCUUUUAGCAAUAUUCUUGCUGGUAUACCGUACGGUCCUGUGAAAGAAGUAAAACACGAUUCAGCCUUUUUUACCGGUGAAAGUGAAGAAAUGUUGUCCACGGGAAAUUUUACGAAGGUACCAGUUUUAGCAGGUUUCACUUCAAAUGAAACUGCUAUUCUUGCUUCAGCCAAGGUUCCCUUUCGUUUAUACUUUCUUAAAUUCGAUGUCAAUUCCAUGGACUUGGUACCAGCAGAUCUUACAACAUCACCAACCAACAAAACACGUGCUAUGAAGGCAAUCAAAGAGAAAUAUUUUAAAAAUUUAUUCAAUACUGGAUUUUUUGCACCAUUCCAAGUCAUUAUUAAAUUUUUUAACGUUGAUUUAUUCGUCCGGCCAAUAGACAAGUUUGUAAUUGACGUAAGUAAAUAUGUCAGUGACGUAUACUAUUACAGUUUCAAUUAUAUAGGAGAUAAUAGAAGAAUGGGCCAACAAUAUGAAGGUGUCAGCCAUGCAGAAGAUCUUAAUUAUUUAUUCAAAAGGAGUUUUCAGUAUUCUCCAAAUGAUCAACUCAUGAGAAAGAGGGCCGUCAGACUUUGGUCAAAUUUUUGCAAAUUUUCGAAACCGAUUCCAAGAUCAGAUCCACUUUUGCAGAAUGCCACUUGGUUGCCAGCUUCAAGUAAACAACCAUCUUUUUUGAUGGGUAUUGAUUCAACUUUGGAAGGAGUGAAAAAUCCAUAUCAAGACAAUUUAGAUUUUUAUACAAAACUUUAUAAAAAUGAUGGAGACGGUUCAUAUGGAACCUAUUAAUUUAGUGAUAUAAUUUGAUUUAUUAUUCUAAUAAUUUAUACACAGUUUAGUUAUAAAUAUCCAUUGGCGAUGAUGCGAAGAUAGAUAACAUUUUGCAUUUUGUGAUCAUCUUCAGUUGUCAGUUGUUGGAUUAAUUUUAUUAUAAAUUAAGCUGC
Messenger RNA from Psylliodes chrysocephalus, 1849 nucleotides. Lineage: Eukaryota; Metazoa; Arthropoda; Insecta; Coleoptera; Chrysomelidae. The record is from the annotation of a GenBank genome assembly.